AUUUAGCAAUUUAAUGGUCAAGGAGCACUUGUGGUUUUGGGAAACGCGUUUUAUCGUGGUCAGCAGGCGACAUGGAAAUGACUGAAAGGUUCUGCCAAGGUUUCAGAGUUGACCUGCCAAAUGGCUCCACCUCCGUGGAUUCUGAUCCAAUGACAGAGGAGAAACUGAGAGACGACUUGAGGUUUUACUUCAUGAGCCCUUGUGAGAAGUACAGAACCCGACGACAGCUGCCAUGGAAAUUAGCAGUGCAAAUUUUUAAAAUAUUCAUGAUUACACUCCAGCUCAUACUGUUUGGACUGAAUAACCAGCUUGUGGUGUCCUAUAAAGAAGAGAACCUGAUGGCCUUCAAGAAUUUGUUUUUGAAGGGCUACAGUGGUGUGGAUGAGGAUGAAUACAGUAUUUCCAUCUACACCAAAGAGAGAGUAUUUGAUAGUUUACACUAUGUAUUAGAUCAGUACGCGCAGUUACAAAACCUGUCUGUGGGUCCCAUUAGUUAUGCUGAAGAAAAUGGAGAGUUUUCUCCCAUGAUUAUAUGUAAGAAGAGCUACAAAAGAGGCGAUGUCCAACCAUCUGAGGAUGUCUAUGACAUUGAGGCCCAGCUUGAAAUAGUUUGCUUAACUCUUGAUCAAAAGUCUGUCUUGACGUGGAGGAUGAACAAUGCUUCGUUUUUUGAGUUGGACUUUUAUAGGCUUGUGGGAAUUGAAAUCACUUUUGCACUCGAGGGAAUUAAUCUGCAGACAGUUCGUUCACAUGAGCUGCCAGACUGUUGCACAUUUUUUGUGAAGAUUGACUUUGAUAACAGUUGUCAUAGUGGGAAGAUGAAACUGAGUCUUGAUUUUGAUGCUGUUAGUAGCUUGUGCAAAAACUGGAGGAUUUCAGGAACUGCUCAGAAAAACACUCUGUACCUCCUGAUUUUUGAUGGAUUUGUUAUUCUGGUGUGUCUUAUUUCUGCCAUUCUCUGCACUCGCUCCAUUAUACUUGCUGUGAAGUUACUUCAGCGAUUCUCCAGCUUCUGUCUUGACAAUUAUAACCAUAAAGUGUGUGAAGAGGAUCAGAGGGAGUUUUUGAAUGGCUGGUAUGUUUUGGUGAUCAUCAGCGACGUGAUGGCCAUCAUCGGAUCCAUAUUGAAGAUGGAAAUACAAGCUAAGAGUCUGACCAACUAUGAUGUCUGCAGUAUCUUACUGGGCACGUCCACUCUCAUGGUUUGGGUCGGCGUUAUUCGAUAUCUGGGAUACUUUGAAAAGUACAAUGUGCUCAUCCUCACCAUGAGAGCUGCUUUACCGAAGGUGCUUCGCUUCUGCUGCUGUGCUGGGAUGAUCUAUCUGGGCUACACCUUUUGUGGCUGGAUCGUCCUAGGACCCUACCAUGAGAAGGGUUACCAGACGACAGGCUUCCCCAUGACAGAGCUGCAUUGGUUUCUGAAGGGCCAGAAGGAGUGUUUCCCCCUUCAGGGCCAGGAGGAGAUGGAGCCAGAGAUGGUCCAGCCUUCAGGCCUGCUGUGCUGCUGCCAGAGGAAUCCCAAAGACGACACCAUUGUCCUCAUCAGCUGACCGCUGCCACUGUUUAAGCAUUCAAUCUACUGAACACUGCUGUGGGUUUGCAGCUUAAUAAUGGAAAGAUUGUGUGUAACAUGCUUACUGCUCCAUGCAAAGUACUUGGUUCAUGUGCUACACAGGAAGCAAGAGCUCAGUGAACAUGUCAAUUUCAUUAGAAACCGGUAAAACCUGCAUUAGCAAGCAGAUAAAUGGCAAACAUCUUUUAAAGUGCACUGCAAUCCAAUUACAA
Molecule: messenger RNA, 1785 nt
Organism: Danio rerio (zebrafish)
Lineage: Eukaryota; Metazoa; Chordata; Actinopteri; Cypriniformes; Danionidae
Gene: mcoln2
Product: mucolipin TRP cation channel 2
Biological process (GO): monoatomic cation transmembrane transport; calcium-mediated signaling
Cellular component (GO): membrane; endosome membrane
Molecular function (GO): monoatomic cation transmembrane transporter activity; monoatomic cation channel activity
Source: RefSeq, marked validated